Messenger RNA from Pomacea canaliculata, 2469 nucleotides. RefSeq names its product E3 ubiquitin-protein ligase mind-bomb-like. Gene Ontology annotation, biological process: protein ubiquitination. The transcript has 10 exons. The record is from RefSeq and is a predicted model, not a curated record. Gene Ontology annotation, cellular component: cytoplasm. Lineage: Eukaryota; Metazoa; Mollusca; Gastropoda; Architaenioglossa; Ampullariidae. Gene Ontology annotation, molecular function: ubiquitin-protein transferase activity; zinc ion binding. The coding region runs from base 586 to 2298 and encodes 570 amino acids.
CCCUGCACUGGACUGUCAGCUGCCGUGUCUAUCCAUGUGCUCCCACCCACACACCCCCCAUUACCGGGUACCAGUCAGAGGCGAAUGACUGAUGACUAAUCCAACUUAAUACAUACAACAUGAUAUUGCUGCAAGUCACACUGAUCAGCAGGAACAAGAAAGUACAGUGUAGUUCUUAGCUUUUUCCUGUUAACGGGUCUAUUAGCCAGAUUAAUUUCUGGCCCCUGAACAAUGUCGCGAAUUUAUUUUUAACCCUGCGAGACUAUAAAUAGCUAUCGGGAAAGUUUGAGUGACUAGGCUUCAAAAUGUCCGUCGGGUUAGUGAAUGGCUUGUGUCUACAGGACUGUGCCAAGGAAAACUAUACCUUCAAGAUAAAAUGAAACAUGGCAGACACAACCAAACUCUGGCAACAGGAGGAGAGUGCAGCUGCUAACGAUACGAUACACACAGAACCUACAUCAGGGAGACAGCCUGGUAUCGGUGAAGUAUACAAAGGUCUACAGAAAACCGCGACUGUUCACUAGAUAAAAGCGGACUUGAGCCUAACGGGAGACCUCACACCUGUUCGUCAGGUACCUGCCUGGCAUGACGUCACUAGUUGGCAGCCGCGUGCUCCGAGGUCCUAAUUGGGAGGGCAGGGAGGCUGAUGGAGGGGAGGGCUACCUUGGAACUGUUGUCAGACUUCUUGGCGAGGGCGAGGUAGUCGUGCUGUGGGACACUGGACACGAAACCACGUGCAAAGCAGGACGAGAUGGGGAGUUUGCUUUGAGGGUUUUUGACUCGGCGCCAGCAGGUGUUUGUCACCAUCACGUGGUGUGUUCUACCUGUGGAGCAAGCAGGGUGUGGGGUGCUCUCUGGCGCUGCAAAUCUUGCAACGGAUGUGACCUUUGCACCGACUGCUACUCAGAUGACAAACACAACAUCGGACACGAAUUCAUACGAAUCGACUACCCUGGGGAUAGUGGUCACUCUCUGCCAAGAAGGAAGAUGAGCGUCAGGGCGCGAGUCAUUGGAAUUUUUCCUGGGGCAAAGGUCAAGCGGGGUCGUGACUGGUGCCUGGGAGAAGAAGAUGGAGGCCCAGGUUGUGAAGGGGAAGUCGAGGGCUUCGAAACGUCAGCCGAUGACUACCAAAGAAACAGAGUGCGCGUGAGGUGGCCGAGCGGGACCGUCACCAGCUGUCGUCUGGGUGUCAAAGGUCACGUAGAUGUUACGUGCGUGGAGGAGGAAGUGGGGCCUUUCUAUUACAGAGACCACUUGAGGUUACUAGACGUGACCAGACUUCCAGACUCCAACACACAGUUCAAUGUGGACUCAACAAGUUCACAGGAAGCAGGUCCUCCACCCUCUGAUACACAGCCAAUAGAAGACUUAGCCAGCUCCCAGCAAGUAGCAUCUGCAGCCUCUGACACACAGUUCACCGAAGGUCUGUCAGACUCGGAGAAAACAAAGCCAGAGACCAACAAUGAAGUACUGGUUGGGAUGACAGACUCCGGAGGUAGCGACAGUGGUUCCGAGAAAAGACCGACAGAUAAGGAAUCAAAUAAGCAGCGACAAAAAGACCAUGAGGUGACGGAACGAAAAGAGGAGAAACAAGAAAAGAAAGAGGAAGCACCAAAAGAGGAGAAGUCGAUGCAGCAAGUGGGGAAUGAGGCUCGAGAGUUUGUCGAUCUGUCCUUUGCGUCAGGUGAUCAGGUCGCCAUCCAGGUCAGAGAAACAGAGUUAAAACAACUUCAAAGAGGCUUCGGUGGAUGCACAAGAGGAAUGAUAAAGUGUAUAGGCCAAACAGGGGUGAUACAGGAGUUUGCGGUGGAGGGAUCCAUCCCUGUCGUGUCAUUUGGCUCCGACACCAACAUCGCCUACCGCUUCAAUCCCACAACGCUUCUGAAGGUUUCUGAGUUUCAUGUCGGAGAUACAGUGAGAAUAAAACCUGAUGUUGAGCUGCUCAAACUCUUGAACUCCAAAGUGGGCUGGAGACCACAAAUGAACGCGGCAGUUGGCAAGGUUGGCAAGGUCCAACAGAUAGACAAAGACAAAAACCUUUACGUCACUUUUGGCAGCAGUCUCUUCUUGUUCGCACCCGCAGCGUGCGUCCAUGCACCAUGCGCACCACUAGAAGUGAUCUCAGUAGGAAGUGAAAGCCAACAUGUCGACGAUGGUUCUGUCUCAGAAUCCAGACGUCUGUUCAUGAAGCUCCGCGAGUCGCUGUUGAGUGAGAGAACGGUCGCCAUGGCAAUGGAGACACUGGGGCGAUGGCGGGACUGCUGGGCGCGAUCCUCCAUGACGAUGACGUCACUGUGAGACACAUGUGUCAGCGAGACCCUAGUAUGGUAAACCGAGAAUACAAAGGCUACACUCCACUUAUUUUCGCAGCCUUACGCGACAAGUUGCGGUGUGCGAUGACCCUGAUUGAACUCGGAGCUGAUGUCAAUUGUGGUCUGAGCGACGACGACAACAAAACGCCAUUGAAAG